ACUCACUCGCUCGCUCUCUGCCGAGCAAAAAAGCUGAUAAACGGUGGACAAAAGCAAAGCAAAGCAAAGCAAACUGAAACCGAACUUUUGCCCAAGUGCAUUUAAGUGCAUUUAAUCAGUGUGCAAAGACGCGUUGUUUGGUUAACGCCGGCCGACGGCUCAGCGGAACAAAUAAAUUUAAUACAAAUAACAACACAACACAACACAACACAACACACACACACAUCACUUUUUUUUUUGCAAGUCCUACGCGAGUGAGCACCUAGCCCCUACUUUUCCCUUAACCGCAAAAUAAAAGUCCCCUUGUGCAAAAAAUAGACCCGUUUUCCAUGGCCUAAACCAAGGACCAUAAUGGUUUUGGAGACCUCCGAGGGCGAUACCAAAAAGUUCCUGACCAACAACAAUAACUCGAGUGCCAGUCGAAAUAACAACAACAACCACAACCACAACAACAACAACAACAGCAGCAGCAGCAACAACAACACCAACAAUCAUCAUCAUCAUCACAGUCCCAAGGAAAUCGAGGAGGAGACUGGCCGGAGUAGCAGCACCAGCAGCAGCAGCAUCCCCACCAACGCCCACCGGUCCAGCGCCGGUCAGCAUCUGCUGGGUGGCUCCCCGUCGAGCGCCUGCUCCACAUCCGUUUCCGGUUGCGGCAUGCCCUCCGAGGGCCUCCAUCCGACGGCCGCCCUCCAGCUGUAUGCCGCCGCCGCCCAACUGGCGCCCAACGGCGUCCGCGUACCGCCCUGGGGUCCCUUCCUGCAGUUCGGCGUGCCGGGCGUCUUUGGUCCCAACGGACCGUUCCUCGGACGGCCCCGUUUCGAUGCCGCCUCCGCCGGCGGACAUCCGAAUUCCGCUGCCGCAGCCGCCGCCGCCACGCAAAUGGCGGCCGUGAAUGCCAGCAAUGCGUUCGCCAAUCUAACGGGACUGAGCGCGGCGGCGCUGCGGAACGUGAGUGCCGCCCAAACGACGGCGGUGGCGGCCGUCGCCAGUACAGUGGCCACCAUACAGCAUCGACUGAUGAUCGGCAACCGGCAGAGUUUGCCGCCGGCGGGACCGCCCAGCGAAGGAUCCAACGAGGAUGGCGGUUUUCCCGGCGACGGCGACGACGACAGCAGCGCGGCCAAGCGGCGCAGGUCGCGCACCAACUUCAACUCCUGGCAACUGGAGGAGCUGGAGCGGGCCUUCUCCGCCAGCCACUAUCCGGACAUCUUCAUGCGCGAGGCGCUGGCCAUGCGGCUGGACCUGAAGGAGUCGCGAGUUGCGGUAUGGUUCCAGAAUCGACGUGCCAAGGUGCGUAAGCGCGAGCACACGAAGAAGGGACCCGGCCGCCCCGCCCACAACGCCCAGCCGCAGACCUGCAGCGGCGAGCCCAUUCCGCCCAACGAGCUCAAGGCCAAGGAGCGUGCCCGGCGCCGAAAGAAACUGGCCAAGGCCAUCGACCGGCAGGCGCGCAAGCUGCAGGCCAAGGGCAUCACCGUGGACCUGGAGGCCCUCAAGGCCGAGUACAUAUCACAGCACAAGGCGAACGGCACCUUCUCCGACUCCGACCUGGAGGACGACGGCAUCCAGAUCGACGUGGUGGGCGGCACGGACAGCGACGACGAGGGCGACAGCGACGCCGUCAGUCCGGUGCGUCUCGGUGGAGGAGGAGGCGGAGGAGCAGGCGGCGCAGGUGGUGGUGGUGGUGGUGGCGCCUCCUCCUCGCUGCACUGCGGCCUGGAUGGCGAUGGCGACAGUUCGCGGGCGGGCAGCUUCAUCGGCGGCGGCGGCAGCCUGGGCAGCCCCAGUUCGGUGGCCCCGCCCUCGAUGCUCUCGAAUGGGGCGCUGCAGUUCGGCAAGCUGGAGCCGAUGGAUGGCAAUGAGUCCGAGGAGCGGGACAGGGACUCGCGCGACUCGCCCAAGCCGCUGCUCUUUCCCGCCAAGGCCUUCCACCAACUGAACCUGCAGAGCAGCCAACAGCACCACGGACUGGGUCAGGGUCAGGGUCAGGGCGCAGGAUCUGGACACGGUCUGGGGCACGGGCAUGGGCAUGGGCACGGACAUGGUCACCAUCUGCACCAUGGCAGUGCAUCCGCCUCGGCGGCGGCGGCGGCGGCAGUGGCCAAUCUGGUGCACCAGACAUCGCCGAUCAGCAUGCGGCGCAGCAAUCCCUUCAGCAUCGAGUCCUUGCUGUUCAACAACACGUGAGGCAACCACGCGAGGAUCCCGCUCCGGCCGCAUCCCCUCGAGACCUCUUCGAUUUGCGCGUUCCUAGGAUAUGUUGCUCAACUUGUUUCCACUUCUCGCACCAUCAGUUUCACCCUUUGUACGUAUGAGUAUCUUCGGUUCAGAGCUUGAAUAUUAUACAUAUAUAUGCCCUAAGUGAUUUAUUUAUUCCAGUGUAAUGUGUAGUGUAUUUUUUUCGUCGUUUUAUUUUGUAUUUUUUAUUAUUGUAUCGCACACCUUGUUCCCAGAGAGAGACUAAAUUAGUGUUGUAAAUGAAUUUAUUAUUUGUACCGCGUAUAUAUACAUACUAUAGAUAACCAUUUUUUUUUGAGUGGCUGAUGCCCAAAGCAAUGCUUGAAACAUGAAUAAUAUAAUUAUGUAAUAGACGUCUAUUGACUAAGGACAUUUUUUUUCCCAGUGUGCAUGCGAUUGAAUGUGUGUGCGUGUGUGUGUGUGUGUGCGCCUGUGUAAAAAUGUAAUUUAAUUUAGCAAAACAAAGGAAGAAAACACAAAGAAUUGAAAUAAUAGAAAUCCACGAGUUAAGUAAGCGAAUAUUUUUUUUUUUUUUUGUGUGUCGAUAAAAGCAGGCUAGAAUAUUACAAAUAUU
This is a messenger RNA of Drosophila teissieri, 2815 nucleotides long. It is a transcript of the gene unc-4, whose product is annotated as homeobox protein unc-4. The transcript is spliced from 4 exons. The coding region runs from base 352 to 2190 and encodes 612 amino acids. Gene Ontology annotation, biological process: regulation of DNA-templated transcription. The record is from RefSeq and is a predicted model, not a curated record. Gene Ontology annotation, molecular function: DNA-binding transcription factor activity, RNA polymerase II-specific; sequence-specific double-stranded DNA binding. NCBI's taxonomy places the organism in Eukaryota, Metazoa, Arthropoda, Insecta, Diptera, Drosophilidae.